CUCUCUCUAGUCUCUCACCACACUCUCUUCUCCCACCAGCUCACAGGUUCACUUCAUAUAACUUGUGAUAGGGAAGGCUUGGCUCUGCGCAGGCUGAAUUAGUGUGAAGGUAUUUUGCUGAUUGCACGGAAAGGGAGCGCUACAGCAACCAAUAGCGUGUUGUCUUGCGUUUUUUUAAUCAUCCCACCCACCUCAGAAAUCUGGUGGAAAUAUUUCCCGGAGCUUUUCCCGGUGAGCAACUGAACAACGUAUGUCUUUAAGAGCAUCAACGGGGGAGUGUCUCCAUUAUUUCAUCACUGCCAAGGCUGUCUCGGGGCUAGAGCACACAAACCACUGGAACUAAACCUUUGGGAGGCGACGAACAAUUGGAGCUAUUUUCAACAAACCACGGAUAUAGCGCAACUUGGAUAAGCCUCGUGUUUUGCGUUAAGAUGGAUUCGCGGAAUGCGUCCUGGCUGUAUGCAUUCAGUGUAACGGUGCUGGCGGCUUUAGGCUCUGCGCUGGCAGCGAACAAUUAUCACUGCAACGGGCCGCUGGUGUCUGCCUUGCCGCCGACGUCGUUUGAGGGUUCGUCUACUUCCUCCGGGAGCCAGUCCUCCUACAUCGCCAAACUCAACAGAAGAGACGGAGGAGGUGGCUGGUCUCCGCGGGCCACAGACGGCCAGCCCUGGCUGCAGGUGGACCUGCGGGAGCGUGUGGAGGUGACCGCGGUGGCCACUCAGGGUCGCUAUGGCAGCUCCGACUGGGUGACCGGCUACACGCUGCUCUUCAGCGACACGGCGCGCGCCUGGAAGCAGUACCGACAGGAGGACAACGUUGCGACAUUUCCCGGGAACACCGAUGCAGAUGGGGUGGUCCAUCACAAGCUCAGCCAUCCAAUCAGGACUCGCUUCCUGCGCUUCAUCCCGCUGGAUUGGAGCCCUGCGGGAUGGGUGGGACUUCGGGUGGAGGUGUACGGCUGUGCAUACAAAUCAGAUGUGGCGGACUUUGAUGGGCGCAGCUCUCUGCUCUACCGGUUUAAUCAGAAGUCCAUGAGCACGGUGAAGGAUGUGAUCUCACUCAAGUUCAAGAGCCAGAGAGCUGAUGGCGUGCUGGUCCACGGGGAGGGACAGCGAGGAGACUUCAUCACCCUGGAGCUGCACAAGGGCACGCUGGCCCUGCACCUCAACCUGGAUGAUGCAAAGCUCCAUCCCAGCAGCGGUCACGUCUCCAUGACGGUGGGGAGUCUCCUGGACGACCAGCAGUGGCACUCUGUCCUGAUAGAGCGUUUCAACAAGCAGAUCAACAUCACAGUGGACCGUCAGACCCGUCACGUCCGCAGCAGAGGGGUGGCCGACUCCCUGGAGGUGGACUAUGAGCUCAGCUUUGGAGGAAUCCCCCUGCCUGGCAAACCAGGAACUUUCCUGAGGAAGAAUUUCCACGGCUGCAUCGAGAACCUCUAUUACAACGCCGUCAACAUCAUUGACCUGGCGAAGCGACGCAAGCCCCAGAUCUACAGCGUGGGCAACGUGACCUUUGUGUGCUCGGAGUCACAGCUGGUGUCCAGCACCUUCCUGAGCGCGAGCGGCAGCUUCCUGCAGCUCCCUCUGGAGCCGCUGAUGGACGGCCUGUCCGUGCGCUUCCAGUUUCGCACCUGGAACCGCGAGGCCCUGCUGCUGUCGGCCCGGCUGGCGCGUGCGCCUGAGCGCCUGGUGCUGCUGCUCACCGCCGGCCAGCUCCGCCUCACACACCACCGCUCACCCCUGCAGAGGUCUGACAUCGCCAUCGGUCAAAGUCUGAGCGAUGGCCAAUGGCACACCAUCAGUAUCAGCAUGCGAGGACUUCAGGUGUCGCUAACGUUGGACAGCGACCCCGCGUCCACCAUGGAGCUUCGAGACCCAGCGGAGCCGGGGGACAGCAUCUUAUUCGGAGGCUGUCCACCUACUCUCACCAGGGAGAACUGCAGGAAUCCAACCAUGGCCUUUCAAGGCUGUUUGCGAUCAAUUACCAUCAACAACCAGCCAAUGAACAUGCUCCACGUUCAGCAAGGCCUCGUGGGUAAUUACAGCCAGCUUCAGUUUGACUUCUGUGGAAUCCGUGACAGGUGUCUGCCUAACUUCUGUGAGCACGAAGGACAGUGCUCACAGUCUUGGAGCACCUUCUACUGUGACUGCUCCGGAACCGGAUACACUGGAGCAACAUGCCACAACUCGAUCUUUGAGCCGUCCUGUGAUGCGCACCGGCAAACAGGCAGUGCUUCAGGCUACUUCUCCAUCGAUCCGGACGGCAGCGGCCCCCUCAAGUCCACCCUGGUCUACUGCAACAUGACCGAGGACAGAGUGUGGACGGUGGUGGGUCACAACAAUAGCCGGGCGGUGAGCGUGCACGGCUCCACCCUGCAGCGUCCGCACGUGGCACGCCUUGACUACAGCGCCUCCGCCGAGCAGCUGCGCGUCUUGGUGGGUCGCUCCGAGCACUGCCAACAGGAAGUGGCCUACCGCUGCAGGAAGUCCCGCCUCUUCAACACCUGGGACGGGACCCCGCUGGCGUGGUGGUUGGACCGGGCCGGGGAGAAGCGCACGUACUGGGGAGGCUUCCUGCCGGGGGUGCAGCAGUGCUCCUGCAGCCUGGAGGAGAACUGCAUCGACAUGAACUUCUUCUGCAACUGUGACGCCGACAGACAGUCAUGGGAGAAUGACACAGGGACAUUAUCUUACAAAGACCAUUUACCGAUGACAGAGAUCGUGGUUGGCGACACGAACAGGACAGGCUCAGAAGCCAUCUACAUGGUCGGCUCACUGCAGUGUUAUGGUGACAGGUUUCUCUGGAAUGCUGCCUCCUUCUACCAGGAGUCGUCCUACCUGCACUUCCCCACCUAUCAGGCCGAGCUCAGCGCUGACGUGGCGUUCUACUUCAAGACCACGGCUCAUUCCGGCGUGUUCCUGGAGAACCUGGGUUCUCGAGACUUCAUCCGGCUGGAGCUGAGCACCCCCACUGCGGUGACAUUCACCUUCGACGUGGGCAACGGGGCCGUGUUACUGACGGUGAAGUCCCCCCUGCCGCUCAACGACAAGCAGUGGCACUACGUGCGGGCCGAGCGCAACACCAAGGAGGCCUCACUUCAGGUGGACCAGCUGCCCCUGCGCUUCCUGGAGGCGCCCCCCGAGGGGCACUACCGCCUGCAGCUCAGCGGACAGCUGUUUGUGGGCGGCACAGCAUCCAGGCAGAGGGGUUUCCUGGGCUGCAUGCGUGCGCUGAGCAUGAACGGCAUGACCCUUGACCUGGAGGAGCGGGCAAAGAUGACUCCCGGCGUGAGCUCGGGGUGCCCGGGUCACUGCAGCAGCCACAACAACCUGUGCCACAACCGGGGCAGGUGCAUCGAGAAGAGCAACGGCUACGAGUGUGACUGCACACACUCGGCAUACGAAGGACCACGCUGCAGAACAGAAGUUUCCAUGUCGUUCGAGAGCGGCUCAUCUGUGACCUACACAUUCCAGGAGCCGUUUUCCGUAGUGCGCAACAAGAGCCGCCAGUCAUCGGCCAUCUUUGCCCAGAGCAGCAAGUCGCGGGAGAACGUGGCCUUCGGUUUCCUCACCACCCAGGCCCCCAUGCUUCUCACCAUCAGCACCUCCCACCAGCAGUACAUGGCCGCCAUCUUGGCUCAAAAUGGGAGCCUGCAGAUCUGGUACCGGCUCAGCCUCGACAAGAAGCCGGACGUGUUCACACCACAGCCCGACAGUCUGGCCGAUGGUCAGCUGCACAGAGUCCAGAUCCAUAGGGAGGGAAAGGACAUAUAUGUCAAGAUUGACAGGGACAUCAACCAGAAAUACAGCUUAUCGUCUGACAAAGAGCUGAACACAAUACGAUCCCUAACACUGGGGAAAGUUACAGGGCGUGUGGGCAUGGACGAGGAAGUGCUACAGGCAGGAUCCAGAGGUUUCAUUGGCUGUUUGUCAUCGGUCCAGUUUAAUCACUUGGCUCCUUUAAAAGCUGCAAUACUGAAUCGAGGCAGCUCAUUGGUCAGUGUCCUGGGCAACCCGGCGGAGUCAAACUGUGGGAUAUUGGCCGAUAAGACAUCGUCACGCUCACAAGCAGAUCACUCAGAGGAAGACGACAACGAGAAGGAGAGGCUCAAAAACGCAGAGCAGAGUGACUCAGCAGUAAUUGGAGGUCUGAUUGCCGCUGUGGUUCUGGUUACCCUGUGUAUGGUGGCAGUGAUGACCCGCUUCCUGUACCGGUACCGGCACGAGCAGGCCCAGCCCACGGCUCCGGUGAAGGAGAAGGAGCAGCAGCCGCACGUGCUGCCGCCGCGCCUGGACCACAGUUGCCGUGGCGACCUGGACUUCCACAGCGCCGUCAGUGUCCGCGACACCAGGAAGGAGUACUUCAUAUGACCCCACCCCACCCCGUCCUCAACCGGCCCUGCCCCCAGCUGCAGGCUGCUGGGUGCUCCCCCACCUACUGCCCCCUUCUAUCCCCAGAGAGAGGAGCCUUCUCGGGGGAGAAGAGAGAGGACUACGCCUGAGUGUAGCCUUGCAAAUGCUACUUCCAGUGCUGCACCCUUCCCCACGCCACCCCCCUGCUCCCCUCGCACCCCCUCGAGAAUCGUGAUCAAGGGCCUCCUCUCCUGGACUGUUGUGUCGUCGUAGGGUAGCAAACGCUGUAGGAUUAUACGCACCAGUGUGUGUGUGGGGGGGGAUGCUGUGAAGGCUUUGGAGUCUGUGUCCAGUCUUUUCACGGAGAUCUCCCCUGUACCGGUGCUUCAGUGACAGGCUGUGUAUGCUUGAUGCAAUCUGAACCCAUAUCUGCAGGCCUAAAGGUUUCCAUGACAUUGAAACAAACAGAUGCUUAGGAAGUGUAAUGAACAAACACAUUACAACAAGACUGUGAGUGCUGUAGGGAAAACUGAGCCCAGAGGGAACGCUAAUAGCGGGGGCGGUGGGGCGGGGAGGGUGCGGGGGGGGUGACUAUGCUCGGCACUGCGUCAGCAAGAGCGUAGGCCGGGCCAAGAGGGCGGUGAAGGCCUGAAACGGUAGACUCAUCAGUAAAACAUCAUCACUGGACUCAUAGAGAUUCUGGCCAGCCCGCCUCAGACCACUGCUCAUCCAGAUGGCGCUGGCCAGUCCCAGCGGUGGGCACGCGUUUUUUUCGGAGCGAGCGUGCCAACUGGUGAGAGCGAACCGAACGGAGCCAUAUUUGGCUCCCCCUCUCCCCCUGUCCCUCCCUCCCUCCCCUC
Clupea harengus (Atlantic herring) is the source of this 5215-nucleotide messenger RNA. It is a transcript of the gene cntnap5b, whose product is annotated as contactin associated protein family member 5b. Lineage: Eukaryota; Metazoa; Chordata; Actinopteri; Clupeiformes; Clupeidae. The record is from RefSeq and is a predicted model, not a curated record.